Cladophialophora carrionii CBS 160.54 is the source of this 810-nucleotide messenger RNA. RefSeq lists its product as uncharacterized. Gene Ontology annotation, cellular component: mitochondrion. The transcript has 2 exons. NCBI's taxonomy places the organism in Eukaryota, Fungi, Ascomycota, Eurotiomycetes, Chaetothyriales, Herpotrichiellaceae. Bases 1 to 810 code for a protein of 269 amino acids. The record is from RefSeq and is a predicted model, not a curated record.
AUGAAAAGCCAAGUCAAGAAGGCCAGCAAACAGCAGAUGGGCAACGACCUGGGGAAACUGCCCCAGACGUUCAUCCUCCCGCCAGCGAGCGAACUACCUCCUUGGACGACUCUCAAAAGAACAAAGAUCCAUUGGCUGCAGAUGAAGACGGCGUUCAAGGACUGGUGGUCACUGGUAGUGUUCCUGAAAUGGGACGCCAAGCGCGACCCUCUCACGGGCAAGAAGAUGAGGAAGCCCAUGGAGCUGAACUCGAGGGUGGCCGUGGCCAAGGAUCUGCAUGAGAGGUUCCACAUGGCGCUGGGUAAAGGGGACAUGAAGAUUCUGCAGGCCCUCUGCUGCGAGGGUUUGCUCGGCACGGCAAGGACGCGCAUCGAGAAGCGCAAGGUUAUGCGCAAGCCCGUCGAGUGGUGGAAGCUGAUGGGCUACACCGGGCUGAAGUACUGGUCCUGGCUGGACAGGUGGCCGCUCUCGCCUUUGCUGCCCAACUCGCCCGCAAGGGUCGUCUCCGACCGCCUGGCGCCCUUGCCCGUCGCCGACUCGUACCUCCGCCAGUGUAUCGUGCGGAUCCGCAGCGUGCAGCAAUACGAGCUCGCCGACGCCGAGCAGACCACCACUCGCGACCACACCGAUUACGUGGUCAUCCAGAAGAUCACUUCCAAGGGCGAGGACGGCGAGUGGAAACUCUGGGGUCUGACCGAGCCGACGACCAUGGACGAGAUUGACACCAUGCUGGCGGGCGGCACGAAAGAGAUAGGAGCCACGCUCGCCGAGAGGAUCCAGGACAAGCUGUCCAACUUGACAGGCGUCUAA